Durusdinium trenchii is the source of this 1905-nucleotide messenger RNA. Lineage: Eukaryota; Dinophyceae; Suessiales; Symbiodiniaceae. The record is from the annotation of a GenBank genome assembly.
AUGGAUUCCGUCUUACGUGGAAAGCUCGCUGAGCAGAUGAGCAGAGCGGAGAAUGAGGCAUUGCUGGCUGGAAUGGAAAACACUUACCAGUUGCUAAGGCAGAGUGGUUUGAUGUAUACCAUUCAGAUAUCCCCAGCUUUCGUCGGCUGCCAUCCUCAGAACAGAGAUGGAAUCGGCGUGGACCAGCAACAUGUCCAUUCUUUGGUGGACAAGUUCCAAGAGUCUGGCUUCGUGAGCUCCGCUGGGCGCUAUAUGGCCGUGGAAGUGGAGCCUGGAAAUAACACUGUGAAGGAUUUCAACGAGGAAAUGGUUGCCAAGAGCAACGGCCAGCUCGCACCCAUCAAGGACACCUUGAAAUACGCCUCCAUCAGCGGCUCGCAUUCCAAUCAGGCUCUUCGCCUGUGGCGCUAUGCGUGCCAGCACAAUGGCAAGCCGCUAUCCAUCGACGCCUUGCGCGUUGAUGAUGCGGCGUACGCAGAGUGCGCUUCAAGUGGGGUAAUGUGGCAGGUCAUUGACCACGCAGUGGUCCAAGCAUUCCCACAGUUUGUGGGUCUCUGCCAAGCAGCCUGCAACAGUGUGCAACAAGUGUCCCAGGUCGAGACGGAGUUUCAGCUCAUGCACCGGCUGAGGCAACACGUGGGGGCAAAGGGAGAGCUUCCCCCAUAUGCUGACAUCGCCCCAAGCAUCUUAAGGUCGCAUCCACCCAACCCGGACGUGCUGCCUUAUGUCUACAAGUUCAUGAGCAGGUUUGGAGAAGCCUCAAUGAUGAAGAACACUGAGUCCUUCGUGGCCGCGUUCGGCUCAGUGAAAAACCAAUUGGGGGCAAGUGUCUGGGAUGCAUUGUCACUGGACGCCAAGCACAAGAAUGAGGAUUUGGUUCUUUGGCGCCAGGCGUUGCUGAAAACUAUGAUGACCUGCAAUGACCGAGUGGUUUCCGUGGGAGACAUCAAGCGUAGCCUCUCCAACGCCCAGAUGCUCACCAAGAUCAUUGUGUUUGAAAAAAACUUGUUGACAUUGAAGAAUGAGAUGCCGAAGUUCAAGCUGACGGAAUUCCAGAAAAUUGCAGGCCUUGGCGCCUUUGAGGUGCGGUGUGUGAUGUUCGUGCUCCAAAAGAAACCCAAGGAUCCCGAUGCACAGUUGACCAUGCCUGUGGAGUCCGUUGAGCAUGCAAAGACUGCAGCGAGGCUCAUGGAGAAGUUUGCCAUUGGUGACUUGCUGGUGAGAUCAGACGGUGAGGGUGGGAGAAUCCUCGCCAUGACCCCCCUUGAAUUGAAGAUGCAGGGUGAUCAAGGUGAGUUCGUCCUCCAGGCCGAUGAGGUGUUGAACUCCUCAGAUUGGAAAAAGCAGAGUGAGCCCAAGCCUCGUGUUCCUGUGAAAGAUCCGGAUCUGUGGCAUUCCGUGCUUGCAGCUACGGAUGUCAAGGCUCGAGCGCAAAUCCGUUUGUGGGAAGAGGGUUACAAAAUGACCCCAAAGUCUGAUGACUUGUCACUGUGGGCCAAGCCCAAGGGCGUCAUAGUGACCAAAGACUUCGGCAAGGGCAAGAUUGUUUUGCCAGCCUUGACCAAUCGGAUCGAACUUCUCAUGACCACUGACGGCAAAACUCCACUCAGUGGUUCGUACUUAAUGCGCGACGAGAAGGUUCAGGGGAAGAAGUGUCGUCUCUACGUGCUGUCACCUGCAGGGUGCAGCAUUCCUUUCUGGCUGUUGGCCACUACCACUGAGUCAGAUGAUUCCAACAUGUCGCUCCAGUACAUCAAAGGCAUACCGUGUGCCAAGAGCACUCGUGACAUUGAAAGCGGUGAAGAGCUAGUGCUUUUGAAGGAGAAGACAGAGAAAUGCUUUGCGCCUCUGUCCUUCACCGAUCCUGCACCCCCGCCUGCAAAAAAGAAGAAGGCCUCGGCCUGA